This is a messenger RNA of Fukomys damarensis (Damara mole-rat), 4415 nucleotides long. RefSeq names its product FA complementation group A (gene Fanca). Gene Ontology annotation, biological process: interstrand cross-link repair; regulation of regulatory T cell differentiation. Bases 71 to 4399 code for a protein of 1442 amino acids. Gene Ontology annotation, cellular component: Fanconi anaemia nuclear complex. NCBI's taxonomy places the organism in Eukaryota, Metazoa, Chordata, Mammalia, Rodentia, Bathyergidae. The record is from RefSeq and is a predicted model, not a curated record. The transcript has 43 exons.
UGGCCGCAGCCAAUGGGAAGGCAGCGCGGGCUCCACUGCAGGAAGCUUUACCUAUGGCCAAGAGCUCCGCAUGGCUGGCUUACGGCGUCCGGACUUGUGGGCUCCGGGCUGCCGGAGGCCCUGGGAGGAGCUCUUGGCGGGAAGGGUCAAGCGGCGCAAACAUAAUCCUGAAAGUGAACAGAAAUUAAAGGAAUCAGCUGUGCAGCUCCUGAGACGCCACCUGAACUUGGAGGAUCUUUUGCUUGAGGUAGAAGAUCCACCUUGUAAAAAAUUGUGCCUCAGUAAAUUGAUCGAUUGUGACAGGGCUGAGGCCUGCAGUGAUCGUUCUAGCUCCUUCAUAGGCUCUGCCUUGCGGGAUCGAGCCUUGAGAUUGGGGGUUCCUGUGGCUCUCCUGGCGGCCAGGAUGGUGGCCUACAGCAUGGAGCAGGUGUGUGCGGAGCCUGGCCACCCAGUUCUGCUCAGCUCGGAGCAGAGGAAAAAGGUGGCUUCCUUGUUAGAUGUUGCUCAGUAUUUAUUGGCACACAGUAUGUUCUCUCGUCUUUCCUUCUGUCAGGAAUUAUGGAGAGUGCAGAGCUCUUUGCUGCUGGAAGCUGUGUGGCGCCUGCAUGUGCACAGCGUCGUCAGCCUGCAGGAGCUGCUGGAGAGCCAUCCCGAAGCUCAGGCUGUGACGGUGUGGCUUUUCGGGAACCUGCGCGUGCUGUGUGAGCAGAUGGAAGCAUCCUGCCAGUCCGGCGAUACUACCAGGGCUAUGCUUUCUGAUUUUGUGCAGCUAUUGGUUUUGAGGGCAUUUCAGGACAACUCUGAUCUGGGAAGGACCAUGGAGUCUGAGAAGAUGUCUCAGGUUGCCCUGGCUGUGCUGCAGAAAAUGCUGAACUUUGCGCUGGACUCCCUGGCUGCUGGCCUUCAGGAGGAGUCCCCGGCUCACAAGGCAGUGAGGUGUUGGUUCGAUGUGUUCAGUGCACACUCAUGUUGUGUGAUUGCGCCAGAUCCUCUGAAGAAGUUUUUCCAUCACACACUGGUACAGACGCUCACGCACAGUCCUAUGCUGAAAGUGUCAGAUGCCAUCCAGAUGCAGAGAGAGUGGAGCUUCUCGAGAACACACCCUCUGCUUACGUCUCUCUACUGCCGGCUCUUCAUAAUGCUGAGCCCUGAGGAAGCAGUUCGCUGUCUGCAGGAAGUUUUGGAGGAGCAGGAAGUCAACUGGCAGCGUGUGCUGUCCUGUGUGUCUGUGCUGGUCAUCUGCUUCCCUGAGGCACAGCAGCUGGUAAGAGAUUGGGUGGCCCGUUUGAUGGCUGGUGCCUUUGAGAGAUUCCAUCUGGACAGCAUGGUCACUGCAUUCCUGAUUGUACGCCAGGCCGCACUGGAAGGACCUGCUGCAUUCCUGUCCUAUGCAGACUGGUUCAAGGCCUCCUUCGGGAGCUCUCAUGGCUACCACAGCUGCAGCAAGAAGGCCCUGGUCUUCCUCUUCAAAUUCCUGUCCGACCUCGUGCCCUGGGAGGCCCCCUGGUACCUGCAGGUGCACAUUCUCUCCCCGCCACUGGUCCCAAGCAAGUACCGCUGCCUCCUCACUGACUACAUCUCGCUGGCUAGGACACGGCUGGCUGACCUCAAGGUUUCCUUGGAGAACAUGGGACUGUAUGAAGAUGUGUCCUUGGCUGGGGGCAUCACAGAGCCCCGCAGCCAAGCGGCCCAGGAUGUGGAGAAGGCCAUCUCGAUGUUUGAACACACAGGGAAAGUCCCAGCCCCUGUCCUGGAGGCCAGCAUAUUCAGGAGGCCCUACUACAUGUCCCACUUCCUCCCUGCUCUGCUCACGCCGCGUGUGCUCCCCAAGGUCCCUGAUGCAAGGGCAGCGUUCAUCGAGUCUCUGAGGAGGAUGGACAAAAUUCCCCCGUCUCUGUAUGCCGCCUAUUGCCAAGCCUGCGCCACUGCUGAGGAGGAGAAGCCAGAAAGUGCAGACUCCAAAAUGGGGACAGAGCCCGGCUUUGUGGAAGAGGCCCUGGGGCCGCUCAGGGCUGCACUCUUUCAGCUCAGAGCUUUGAUGGCUGACCCCACGCAGUACGACGUUCUGUCUGCUCAGAUGGCUGUGGUUGCUGAAAAGCUUGGUGCUGUCUUGGAUCACAGGAGGAAUGAAGUCUAUUCUGAGGAAAUGAAGAUUCAGCUCAGCAUUCUUGCACCAGAUGUCCCACGGCAGCACCAGGCGGUGGUGGAUCUGCUGCUGACGGCUUUCUGUCAGGACCUCAUGGCAGCUUGCAGCUUUGUCCCCCCAGAGAGGCAGGGCCCCUGGGCUACCCUCUUCGUGAGGACCCUGUGUGGUCGUGCACUGCUGCCUGCAGUCCUUGCCCGGCUCUGCCAGCUGCUGCGUCACCAGGGCCCAAGCUUGAGUGCCCCACAUGUGCUGGGCUUGGCUGCCUUGGCUGUCCACCUGGGGGAAUGCAGGGCCACGCUCCCAGAGGUAGACCCAGGCCUUGCCACAGCCACCUGCAGCCUUCCUGUCCCAGAGUUCCUCGAUGGCCUCCUGUCCUGCCAUGCUGGGGAGUCUAUGCUCUUCUGCCUAAAGUUCUGCACGGCAGCGAUCACCUACGCUUGGUGCAGGUUCUCCCCUCAGCCCCUUGGAGCCCUGCGCAGCUGUUUAUCUCCAGGCCUUAUCAAAAAGUUUCAGUUCGCCUUGUUCAGAUUGCUUUCAGAGGCCCGAGAGCCUUGUCCUGGGGAGAACGUGACCGGCCCUCCCUGGAGACCCUCAUGCCUUCCUUCUGCAGACUGGCAGAGCGCUGCAUUGGCUCUGUGGCGACAGAGCAGCUUCCAGGAGCUGCUAGAAGAGCCGGAGUUUCGGUUGACGUACAGAGACUGGCUGCGGCGAGAACUGGAAAUCCUCCCUGGAGCGGAUCCCCUGUCAGACACAGAACAGCAGGACUUCCACCAGUGGGCGAUCCACGAGCACUUCCUCCCUGCACCCUCAGCUGCAGGGGGCUGCAGUGGGGACUUGGAGGUGGCGUGCACGGUUCUCAUCGACGUGCUGAUGGACUUCUACCAAAGUCCAAGGAGCUGUGACCACACAGAGAGUCCCAACUGGGCCUAUGGUGGCCGCAAAGGCAAUGGGGAUCUGCUCUGCAGGCUGCAGGAGAUGGCUGCUGACCUGGAGCUCGGCUCUCCUGUCUCUCAGGGACACUUUGUCUUCGGGGUGUUCCAAAGACGGCUCAAGGCCCUGACCAGUAGGAGAGGUGUGGCUGCCAGCCUUUGGAGACAGCAGGAGCUGCUCAUGUGCAAACGGCUGCUCCUCCGCCUGCCUCCCUCUGUUCUGCUUGGCAACCUACAGGCUGAGGAGCCCAGCUGUGAGGACUUCUUCAACCUGGUCAACUCUGAGCUGAGAAACUUCUGCAACCAUGGUGGUGCCCUAAGCCUGACCCACGACAUCACUGCCCACUUCUUUAGGGGGCUCCUGAACGCCUGCUCGCGCAGCCUGGACCCCUCAUUGACUGCCAACCUUACCCUGGCCAAGUGCCAGGCCAGAUGCCCUCUGAUGGUGACCUCGGCACUGUCGUGGUGGUCAAGCCUGGAGCCGGUGCUGUGCGGUCAGUGGCAAAAGUGCUGCCAGGGCGGGCUGCCCCACGAGCUGCAGAGGCUGCAGGAGGCUGGGCAGUUUGCCCACAGCUUCCUCUCCCUAGACUCAACUUCUCUCGCCCCGACCCCGGCCUGGAUCUCUGCUGCUGCACUGCAUUUUGCAGUCCAAAGAGUGAGGAAGGACAAUGCAAGGAGCCUGCUGAAGAAGCUGGACUUCCAGAGAGAGGAGCUCUUGGCACCCCUCUUUUUCUUCUCCUUGCUCAGCUUGCUGUCAUCACACCUGUCCCCAAGCGCCAUAGCUGACUCCCUGAAGGCCAUGGAGGUGUGUGUUGAGGUCCUAGCCUGUAUGCAGAGGAGAAAACUGCCCUGGCUGAGGCUUUUCCAGCUGACAGAAGCAGAUGCUGGGUUGGGUCACCUCCUCCGCUUGGCCCCGGAUCAGCUCACCAGGCUGCUGCCCUUUGCUUUCUACAGGCUCCUCCCCCACUUUGAUGAGGCUGCUACUGUCAGGGACGUGGGCUUUCUGCGUAUUGCCGUCGACAUGUACCUCCAGCUGGUCCAGCUCUUCGUGGGAGGGGAGACCACCACAGUGUCGGCCUUGACUAGUACCGGCCUACAGCUGCAGGGCCAGCCUCUGCCACACCGCAGCCCUGUAGAACUGAUAACAGAGGCACGUCUCUUUCUGCUGCAGUUUAUACCUCAGUGCCCACAAGAGAGCUUCUCAGGCAUGGCAGAGCUGCUGGCUGGCCAUGCAGACUACGACCCAGAGGUGACAGGUGCCCUCCUGCACAGGUGCCAGACUAUGACCAAUGCAGACCUGUACCAAGAACCCCGUCUUUUCUGAUGGGACCUGUCUCAGU